CACCUUUAUAAAUAUUGUUUUUCACUUCUACCUCAUAAACCCUAACGCAACCGUUGCAGCUACAGAACUUUCACCAGUUUCUGUAGUUGCAUCGAACAAGUUCAUCAAUGGCUAGAAUUGUCUCAUCAUUCAUCGUUGAUCACUUGUCUGUUGUUGCAAGGCGUGGAUAUGCAUCGGCAUCGCAGGGUGUGGUGUCGGAAACUGCGAAAGGGAGUGUGGUUGCAAUGAUGAAGAAAGGAGGUGAAGAAUCAAAGAAAUCUAGUGCGUGGAUUCCGGAUCCGGUUACGGGUUAUUAUAAGCCUGAAGGUCAUGGGAAUCAGAUUGAUCCAGCUGAGCUGCGUGAGAUGCUGCUGAAGCACAAAACUCGACAGAAUUAGGAAGGGUUUUAAACCAGAAAUUGGAUUGAGUUGUGAUGAGAUGAUCGAUUUCGUUCGUUCGGAUUGCGGAUUCAUGCUGGUUGUUAGAGAUGAUUUGGCUACAUUCAAAAGUAUGAAUUGCUAAAAGUAUGAAUUGCUACAUGAUUCUACAUCUCUCUAUAUCAAUUUCUUUUUUUAUAAUAAAGUGCUGUACCAUGAAACUUGUUAUAACCUUGUUAUAUUAUUUUACUGCCUUUUUAAUUAAAAUCUUAUUUCGAUCA
Messenger RNA from Helianthus annuus (common sunflower), 637 nucleotides. RefSeq names its product protein SENESCENCE-ASSOCIATED GENE 21, mitochondrial. NCBI's taxonomy places the organism in Eukaryota, Viridiplantae, Streptophyta, Magnoliopsida, Asterales, Asteraceae. Gene Ontology annotation, biological process: response to stress. The coding region runs from base 108 to 377 and encodes 89 amino acids. Gene Ontology annotation, cellular component: mitochondrion. The transcript has 2 exons. The record is from RefSeq and is a predicted model, not a curated record.